AUGGUCCUGCGCAACCUAGUAUUCAUGAUUCCAGUCCCACCAAGCCUUCUAAGAAUGAGAAACAUCGUGGUCGAAUCAGAACGAUCUUGUUUAAAUUGCGGAGAUGCUCAGUCAGACUCUAAAUCUAUUAUGGCUUCCCCAAAUAAGCUUGCCCAGUUUUUAUGCUUCAGAAGACGAAAGGGAUAUUGUCAUAACAAUGGCGAAGCAGAUUCUGACAGCGAUAUGCUGUGGGAGGAAUAUUCGGCAUUCAAAAUAUUUUCGAAGGCAGAGCUUGUUCGUGCAACGAAUAAUUUCUGCAAUGAUAAUAAGAUUGGAGUAGGCAGCACCGGUUCAGUGUAUCGCGGGGUGUUGGAUGAUGGGCAGCAAGUGGCCAUCAAGUGGAUAAAUGUAACCAGAGUAGGCUUUGAAGAAUCGAGCGACGAGAUCAAAACUCUCCGUCUCGUUAAGCAUAAGAAUCUGGUUCAGAUGUUGGGAUUCCAUGCAAGACGAAGUGAGCGCGCCCUCGUCUAUGAGUACAUGAACAAUAGCUCGCAGUACUACCACCUUCACACUACCAGAAGCUCAACAUUGAUGUCAUGGAAUGAACGGCUCAAGGUGGCACUAGAUGUCGCUAUGGCAAUCCAGUACUUGCAUGAAUAUGCCGGUCCUCGAAUUGUACACCGAGACCUGAAGUCAUCAAAUGCAUUGCCAAAUGAAAAGUGGACUGCUAAAGUUGCGGAUUUUGGACUGUCCAGACUUCUUCCAGAGGAUGAAGCAUGA
Molecule: messenger RNA, 759 nt
Organism: Rhodamnia argentea
Lineage: Eukaryota; Viridiplantae; Streptophyta; Magnoliopsida; Myrtales; Myrtaceae
Product: PTI1-like tyrosine-protein kinase At3g15890
Exons: 2
Coding region: 1-759 (252 amino acids)
Biological process (GO): protein phosphorylation
Molecular function (GO): ATP binding; protein serine/threonine kinase activity
Source: RefSeq, a predicted model, not a curated record